CGGGGCGGGACGAGGGAAGGGGCGGGGCCUUCACCAUCAUUGCCGGUGUACAGGAGGAGAGGGAGCGGGAGUAUAUACCGUCAGGAGGGAACGUGCGGCUUUCUGUGCCCUGUAUAUACCGGCCCGAGCCUCCUCUCAUGUGCCAGGCAGUGAUCUCUCCGGCAUUCCUUGGAUAUUAAUUUCUGCUUCAUUGUGCCGUUCGUUCUCCUCAAUGGCCUCCGGACUGGGACCCUCCUCCCCGGGCAGUGAUGGUUGAGAUUGAAGUGAUGCUGAACAGCGGCCUCCAUCCAGACGAUGACGAUUUGGACGAGGAUCUGUCUGAUGUGGAAACUCCUAAAGUAAAGAAAAAAAAGAAACCCAAAAAACCUCGUGAAUCCAAAGUAACCAAGGGGAAGAGACAGAAAAAGGAGGAUGUAGAUGACAGCUCAGGCGAAGGGAAUGAUUUUGGGGAAGAUGACGGGGGCCUUGCACGUUCCGAUAGUGAGGGCAGUGAUUACACACCUGGUAAGAAGAAGAAGAAAAAGUUGUCACAGAAGAAGGAAAAGAAAAUGAAGGUGAAGCGAGAAGAGGAGGAAGAUGACGAUGAUGAUUCUAAAGAACCAAAGUCUUCAGGGCAACUUUUAGAAGACUGGGGGAUGGAAGAUAUCGAUCAUGUGUUCACGGAGGAUGACUACAGAACUCUGACUAACUACAAGGCUUUCAGUCAGUUCGUCAGGCCUCUCAUAGCAGCGAAGAACCCUAAAAUCGCUGUCUCUAAGAUGAUGAUGGUUCUAGGAGCUAAGUGGAGAGAGUUCAGUACCAACAAUCCCCUGAAGGGCAGCUCCGGAGCAUCUGUGGCUGCUGCAGCCGCUGCCGCUGUGGCCGUGGUUGAAAGUAUGGUCGCUUCUACUGAGGUAACGAUCCCACCUCCACCACCAGCUGAAGUUCCCCUGCGCAAGGCAAAGACGAAGGAAGGAAAAGGACCCAAUGCCAGGAAGAAACCAAAGAUUGUCCGGCCCCCAGAGACUAAGAAAACUAAAGCCAAGAAAGUGGCCCCUUUGAAGAUCAAACUUGCGGGCUUUGGUUCAAAACGCAAGCGCUCCUCUAGCGAGGAGGAGGACCUCGACGUGGACUCUGACUAUGACGAAGGCAGCAUGAACAGCUUGUCCGUAUCUGAUGGAUCCACCAGCAAGAGCAGCCGAAGCCGCAAGAGACUAAAGGCCGCCAAGAAGAAAAAGAAAGGUGAAGAGGAACCAAUACCUGGUGGCAUAGAUGGCUACGAGACAGACCACCAAGACUAUUGCGAGGUUUGUCAGCAAGGGGGAGAGAUCAUCUUGUGUGACACAUGUCCCCGAGCUUACCAUAUGGUUUGCCUAGACCCAGACAUGGACAAAGCGCCUGAGGGCAAAUGGAGUUGUCCUCAUUGCGAAAAAGAGGGAGUGCAGUGGGAGGCCAAAGAGGAUAUCUCUGAGUGCGAUGAGGAUUUGGAUGAGACUGUAGGCGACCCUGAAGAGGAGGACCACCAUAUGGAGUUCUGUCGUGUCUGUAAAGAUGGAGGGGAACUACUUUGUUGUGACGCCUGUCCCUCAUCCUAUCAUAUUCAUUGUCUAAAUCCACCACUGCCUGAGAUACCCAAUGGAGAGUGGCUGUGUCCUCGGUGCACCUGCCCUUCCCUUAAGGGUAAAAUCCAGAAGAUAUUGAUAUGGAAAUGGGGACAGCCACCUUCUCCCUCUUCAACGCACAAACUAGCAGAUCCCACAGCUAUUCUAAAGCCUUUGGAAGGGCGUCCAGAGCGAGAGUUUUUUGUAAAGUGGCAGGGGAUGUCCUAUCUGCACUGCUCUUGGGUUACCGAACUGCAGUUGGAGCUGCACUGUCAAGUGAUGUUCAGGAACUACCAGCGGAAAAACGACAUGGACGAGCCUCCUGCUGGGGAUUACGGAGUAGACGAAGAAGAAAAGAGCCGCAAAAGAAAAAAUAAAGAUCCAAAGUAUCUGGAGAUGGAGGAGAAAUUCUAUCGUUAUGGCAUCAAGCCGGAGUGGAUGAUGAUUCAUCGAGUCUUGAACCACAGUGUUGACAAGAAGGGAAAUGUCCAUUACCUGAUCAAGUGGAGGGACCUUCAAUAUGACCAGGCAUCCUGGGAGAUGGAAGAUGUAGACAUUCAGGAUUAUGACAUGUACAAACAGGGCUACUGGAACCACAGGGAGCUGAUGUGUGGAGAUGAAGGACGGCCUGGUAAAAAGGCGAAGAAACUUAAAUUAAGGAAACUUGAGCGACCACCAGACACCCCAACCGUUGAUCCCACAGUGAAGUAUGAUCGGCAGCAAGACUACUUGGACAUAACCGGAGGCACACUGCAUCCGUACCAGCUAGAGGGAUUAAAUUGGCUGCGUUUCUCAUGGGCACAGGGCACAGACACCAUUCUCGCUGAUGAAAUGGGGCUGGGAAAAACCGUUCAGACCGCAGUAUUCUUGUAUUCUCUUUAUAAAGAGGGUCACUCCAAAGGUCCAUUCUUGGUCAGUGCCCCACUCUCCACCAUCAUUAACUGGGAGCGAGAGUUUGAAAUGUGGGCCCCUGACAUGUAUGUUGUCACAUAUGUCGGAGACAAGGACAGCCGUGCGGUCAUUCGGGAGAACGAGUUUUCGUUUGAAGACAAUGCCAUCCGUGGCGGCAAGAAAGCCUCACGUAUGAAGAAAGAGGCAUCGGUGAAGUUUCAUGUGCUGCUCACUUCCUACGAACUUAUUACCAUCGACAUGGCUGUCCUGGGAUCCAUAGACUGGGCCUGUCUGGUGGUUGAUGAAGCUCAUCGUCUGAAAAACAACCAGUCCAAAUUUUUCAGAGUCCUGAAUGGAUACAGUCUUCAGCACAAGCUGCUCCUGACCGGAACCCCUCUGCAAAACAAUCUCGAGGAAUUGUUCCACUUGCUCAAUUUCUUGACUCCAGAGCGAUUCAAUAACCUGGAGGGUUUCUUGGAGGAAUUUGCAGACAUUGCGAAGGAAGAUCAAAUCAAGAAGCUCCACGACAUGUUGGGUCCUCACAUGCUGAGAAGAUUGAAGGCUGAUGUCUUCAAGAACAUGCCUUCGAAGACUGAGCUGAUUGUCCGUGUGGAGCUUAGCCCCAUGCAGAAGAAAUAUUACAAGUUCAUCCUCACUAGAAACUUUGAAGCUCUAAACACUCGAGGAGGUGGCAACCAAGUGUCUCUGCUCAAUGUGGUGAUGGACCUCAAGAAAUGCUGCAACCACCCAUAUCUCUUCCCAGUAGCUGCUAUGGAAGCACCCAAGAUGCCCAAUGGAAUGUAUGAUGGUAGCGCCCUCAUCAGAGGAGCCGGGAAGUUACUGCUGCUGCAGAAGAUGUUGAGGAAGCUGAAGGAUGAUGGACACAGAGUGCUCAUCUUCUCCCAGAUGACCAAGAUGUUAGACUUGUUGGAAGACUUCCUUGAGCAUGAGGGGUAUAAAUAUGAGCGAAUAGAUGGAGGAAUUACUGGAAACAUGCGACAAGAGGCCAUUGAUCGAUUUAAUGCUCCUGGUGCCCAGCAGUUCUGUUUCCUCCUGUCCACCCGUGCUGGAGGUUUGGGAAUUAAUCUGGCCACAGCAGACACUGUGAUCAUUUAUGACUCUGAUUGGAAUCCUCACAACGAUAUUCAGGCUUUCAGCAGAGCUCACCGUAUUGGACAAAACAAAAAGGUCAUGAUCUACCGGUUUGUGACUCGCGCCUCGGUAGAAGAGAGGAUCACUCAGGUAGCCAAAAAGAAGAUGAUGCUCACUCAUUUAGUCGUACGACCGGGUCUCGGCUCCAAAACCGGCUCCAUGUCGAAGCAGGAACUGGACGACAUCCUGAAGUUUGGUACUGAAGAGCUUUUCAAGGAUGAAGCCACAGAAGGUGGUGAAAACAAGGAGGGUGAGGACAUCAGCGUCAUUCACUAUGAUGACAAAGCCAUAUCUAGACUGCUUGACAGGAACCAGGAUGAGAUAGAAGACACCGAAAUACAAGGAAUGAAUGAGUAUCUGAGUUCCUUUAAAGUGGCGCAAUACGUUGUCCGAGAGGAAGAGAUGGCAGAUGAAGAGGAGGUAGUUCGUGAGAUCAUCAAGCAGGAGGAGAGCGUGGAUCCCGACUACUGGGAGAAGCUUCUCCGACACCACUACGAGCAACAACAGGAAGACUUGGCUCGGAAUCUGGGUAAAGGAAAGAGAAUUCGUAAGCAAGUUAACUACAAUGAUGGCAGCCAAGAGGACAGAGACUGGCAGGAUGAUCAGUCCGAUAACCAAUCGGAUUAUUCUGUGGCGUCCGAAGAAGGAGAUGAAGAUUUCGAUGAGCGCUCAGAGGCAGCUCGUCGGCCUAACAGAAAAGGUUUGCGGAACGAUAAGGAUAAACCUCUUCCACCGCUCCUGGCUCGUGUUGGAGGCAACAUUGAGGUACUAGGUUUCAAUGCCCGGCAGCGAAAGGCUUUCCUGAACGCCAUUAUGCGUUAUGGCAUGCCACCGCAGGAUGCUUUCACUACCCAAUGGCUCGUCAGAGAUCUGCGCGGGAAGUCAGAGAAGGAAUUUAAGGCAUAUGUGUCACUGUUCAUGCGUCAUCUGUGUGAGCCAGGAGCAGAUGGAGCGGAAACCUUUGCAGAUGGAGUCCCGAGAGAAGGUCUCUCUCGCCAGCAUGUAUUAACAAGAAUUGGUGUAAUGUCUCUCAUUCGUAAGAAGGUUCAAGAAUUUGAGCACGUUAAUGGGCGCUGGAGUAUGCCGGAACUUGCCGAGUCCGAGGAGAACAAGAAAACCUCUCCAAUCGACUCUCCCUCUCCCAAAACUCCCACCCCAUCAACGCCAGGAGACACGCAGCCUAAUACCCCAGCUCCACCUGUAGCAAAUGAAGAGGGUGUGAAACCUGAAGAGGGGGCCAUAAAGGAGGAAAGUGCAGAACCUGAAGUGAAAGCUCCUGAGGAAAACAGUGAGAGCACCCCACCGGUACCAGAGACCCGUUCUCCUCCGGCCGCUCAGACGGAGGUGAAGCCAGAGGAGGCUGAGACUCCGGCUCCGGAGAAGCCUCCAGCUCCGGAGAAGCCUCCAGCAGUGGAACCCGUGGAGCCUGAACCGAAAGCAGAGCCAGAGAAAGUGGAUGAAGUGAUCACUGUUGAUGACAAGAAAGAUGAGGAGAAGCCAGUUGCAUUACAGAAUGGAGAAACGCCUAAAGAAGCCACAGAGGAGAAGAUUAGGAAAGCUGCAGCCACUAAGCAAAGAUUCAUGUUCAACAUCGCAGAUGGUGGCUUCACAGAGCUCCAUUCCUUAUGGCAGAACGAAGAGAGAGCCGCAACCGUUACCAAGAAGACGUACGAGAUCUGGCACCGAAGGCACGAUUACUGGCUGUUGUCCGGUAUUAUAAACCAUGGCUAUGCACGCUGGCAGGACAUCCAGAACGACGUGCGAUACGCCAUCCUCAACGAACCCUUCAAAGGUGAAGUAAAUCGGGGCAACUUCCUGGAGAUCAAAAACAAGUUUCUAGCCCGGCGGUUUAAACUUCUUGAACAGGCACUUGUCAUAGAGGAGCAGCUGAGACGAGCUGCGUAUCUCAACAUGUCCGAAGAUCCCUCCCACCCAUCCAUGGCUCUGAAUACGAGGUUCGCAGAGGUGGAGUGUUUGGCAGAAAGUCACCAGCACUUAUCUAAAGAGUCUAUGGCGGGGAACAAGCCAGCAAAUGCCGUUCUACACAAAGGUAUACUUAAGCAGUUGGAAGAACUGUUGAGUGAUAUGAAGGCAGAUGUUACCCGACUCCCAGCUACCAUUGCCCGAAUUCCUCCCGUGGCUGUCCGACUGCAAAUGUCAGAGCGGAACAUUUUGAGCCGACUGGCAAGCCGAGGCGGAGAACCCCAACCCCAGCAGCAGAUGGCUCAGCAAUAACAAUCCCCCUCCUCUGGUCAGGAGAGCAAAGCGUCCACCCACCCCAAACAUUCCCAACUAAGCGCAAGAGGGCCCGGGGAAGGGCACCGUGCAACAUCCAGGGAAAAGACUCGGCAGAGCGGAAACCGCACUCCCGGAACUUAUUAUGGGGUCACAGGAAUCUUGGCAAGAUGUCGCUGUGACCGCAAAAGCCUGAAGGAUGAUCCUAUGAUGGUGCUGCUGCUUCACAAUGGGGUCCACCCCUCCCGUCAGGGGUUCAGGGUCACAUCAAGUACCCCUCAAAGGCCAGAAACUUGCCCUGUGCACAGGUGCAAAUUGCAUCCUGGAAUCAGAAGGAAAUAACUUUUUUUUUUGUUUUGUCUUUAAUUUUAUUUGCUCCAAUCCCCUCACACUGCCCGAGGGGGGCAGGAGGGGUGUCACCCAGGACAGACACCCUACCUCCAUUCUUUUUAAUACAGAACGCGUUGUCGUAUAAUAAAACACAAAAAUACUAA
Molecule: messenger RNA, 6352 nt
Organism: Pseudophryne corroboree (corroboree frog)
Lineage: Eukaryota; Metazoa; Chordata; Amphibia; Anura; Myobatrachidae
Gene: CHD4
Product: chromodomain helicase DNA binding protein 4
Exons: 40
Coding region: 249-5858 (1869 amino acids)
Biological process (GO): negative regulation of transcription by RNA polymerase II; chromatin remodeling
Cellular component (GO): nucleus; chromatin
Molecular function (GO): ATP hydrolysis activity; chromatin binding; ATP binding
Source: RefSeq, a predicted model, not a curated record